This is a messenger RNA of Botrytis deweyae, 432 nucleotides long. RefSeq lists its product as uncharacterized. The coding region runs from base 1 to 432 and encodes 143 amino acids. Lineage: Eukaryota; Fungi; Ascomycota; Leotiomycetes; Helotiales; Sclerotiniaceae. The record is from RefSeq and is a predicted model, not a curated record. The transcript is spliced from 3 exons.
AUGGAUUAUGUCAACUUCUUCCUUUUUCACUCCGUCAAUCCGCUUGAUGCACCAACAGAUACCAACAGAGGAAUCUCCUUUUCCAACCCCAACCCACAUCGAAAACCUCAGACUCUCAGAGACGGGGGGAAUGAUGGGAGCUGGCCGGGCCCUUGCAAUGGUGUAGCGCGUAGCGUGUACCGUAAUGGAAAGACACGGUGGAUACGAAACUUACCAGGAAAAGCUCACCGUGGUCCCGUAGGCAACGAAACAUCUUGGCAAUGUGGGAAUCGAGUUUCUCCGGCUUCAGAUAAUCAGAUUAGGAUAUAUUCGGGCGGCUGGCUGGCUACCAUGUCCAAGCUUCAGUUGCGUACCAAUACCAAUCCCAAUCCUGAAGAGUCAUCCGGCGAAGCAAACAUUCAUGGACUAACUACCAGGCACCCAGCUAGCUAG